This is a messenger RNA of Coregonus sp. 'balchen', 8877 nucleotides long. The record is from the annotation of a GenBank genome assembly. Lineage: Eukaryota; Metazoa; Chordata; Actinopteri; Salmoniformes; Salmonidae.
GUCGAUUUGGAACGGGGAAGAUUUUUUGCAGGGCGGUCAAACGGUGAGAGAAGGUGUUUUUGUAAGUGUCAACGAUAACUAACACUCUUUUGGAUUGCUUUUAAUGUAUUUGACAUUGAUGAUCAUGUUUGACAUGGCGAGGGCUGCUAGUCAAUGUCACGGCGACUCCGCUUGUACCAAAUGACUUGGGACCUCAUUCUGAGCGAGCGAACAAGAUCGUGCACCUGAAACGUCUCUCGAGCCUGUUACCCGGUGUCGUGACUAGAUUGCUGAUAAUGAAAACUGCAUCAUUGUCAUUUACGAAAACAUGCACAAUGGAAAUGAUGUCUUGUCAGAGUCCGUAACCGUUUAGCAAGCCAGUUCGCUAUCUCAAGGCAACCACCAAUAGCAGAAGCUAGCUAACGUUAUAGCUAGCGAACGUCGGUGCACUGCUUUCUAAACUGUCACUGCCCGAUGUUCACCAGAUGCAUAUGCGUUUUGUUUUGCGGGAUGUCUAGUCCGCAUUUUCCGUACUUGUCGCACAUGUGUUUCGCGUUUCAACUAGUUAAAAGUUAGCUAGUUGGAGUCUGUGUAUUUCCGUUUGUACCACCACACCGUAAAGCAACGCACGAGUUUUAAAUAUUGAACGCAUGUGGUACACAGAACGCACCGCAGCCUAGUGCGGACUUCUCCAUUGACAAUGAAUGACUUCCGCCUUAAAGCAAAUACAUCGUUGCAUCUCAAGGUUACGUAGCACAUCCGCAUGUAACUUGACCAUAUGUCUCAAAGGAAAUGUCAAGAAUGUUUGCUUAUUUUGAACGUCCUGGUUGAAAACCGGUUUCUCUACGCUAGCCUCUUCGCUUGUGGUCUCCGGAGCGAAGAGGCUAGCUAAUUGUCUUAAACGACGCAGUACAUUUGAGUACUACAGAUUAAUCGCUGCCGUGGUAUACCUACCUAGUCCCGGCUGUGGCGAUGCUUUCCAUUGCCUGUACAGCAUAGCCACGCACAUUUACAUAGACAAGGUACGUUUUAGUUAUUUUUCUUUAAGUCUGAAUAAAAUUAUAUUUGAACAUACUCUGCCGAUUGUCCGUGGGGUCGGCCUGACUUCAAUAUGCGGGUCUCUGUGUGGCGAUCAAGAUGUUUGCUCAUGACCUAGUGCACAAGUUUGAAGCACAUACAGGUGAGGCAUACUAAAAUAAGUGUCGCAGGUGUGUACAUGGUAUUGCACAUGUCAGGUGAUAGACAUUUCAACACCAGUACAGGCCCUCCUGUUGCUCAGUUGGUAGAGCAUGGCGCUUGCAACGCCAGGGUUGUGGAUUCGUUUCGCACGGGGGGCCAGUGUGAAAAAUGUAUGCACUCACUAACUGUAAGUCGCUCUGGAUAAGAGUGUCUGCUAAAUGACUAAAAUGUAAAUGUAAAAAUGUGCUCUAAAAAGUUGGGUAAAUAAUAAUUUCCUGUGGAUAUUCUCAGAUUUCGACCAGCUGAACGACCAACCCUACAGAGAACCAGUGGAGUAAGUUCAAAUGUCAUUUCCUUCAACGUUCUGGAUUGUAGGUGCUUUGUUUCAGACAAUAUACCAAUAAUUACCAGCAGUCUGGUAAUUUUAUUAGGCAAGCUAGCUUCCUGCAUACAACAGGGUCACUGACAUUCAGCCAAAUUUCAACCGAUGGUCCAGCUCAGCAUGAGCAUAUGAUCAAACUUGGUCCUUUCCACAGUUGCAAGCAGGUAUCUACGUCUCUAGACGGUGCCAAAUCCAUUCUUUCAUUUUCUGUAAAAUGAGCUACUCACCGAUAACCUCUCUUUACCUGUCUGUCAAUUCUCCUGGUUGGUGAACACAAAAGAGCCCAAAUUCUAGAGGAGUGACAUUGUUUGGGUUGCCAAGAUGGACGUGGGGAACCUGGGGAUCUCUCAGUCCCAGGUGUUCCUCAACUACAGCCCCCGGGCCAUCCUGUCACAGUGAGACCAACACACACGCCUCAGUCUGCAUGGUGUGACCGCUAUAGCUGCCUCAGGCCUGAGUGGGCAUAAUACACCACGCUGUUGGGUUACAUAUGCCCCAAACUUUCAGUUCUACAGUAAAGUCUCCCCAGUCCUGUCCUAUUCCAUCAUAAGCAGCAAAUAACAUUAAUGGUAGGACUUGAGCUGGCCAAACUGUGGUGUGUGUUGUUGCGCCGCUAACGGCGCGUCUGCGCUAGCUUUUCUCUGCAGCCCCCCCCACUCUGGGCUGAGGCAAAGGCAGUUAUGCUCUCUGCCCUAGGCUGAACAGUGCUUUGUGUUUUGUGCUCAGCAGCUAAUCACAUAGGUUACUAUUGUGUGUUUUGGUUUGAGCUGAAAUAAUGCAGUAGCCUACAUCGGGGAUCAGAUUAGUGGGGCCAUAGCUUCACAUUCCUCUCUUGACGGUAUAGACGUUGAGGAAAAGAGUGUUAUUCCCUGGUCUCUUGCUUUGGAAGAACAACUUGAUUUAACUAAUUUCAACGGUAAGAAUCUUUUAGCCAACUGGCUUGUGCGCUCACAUUUUCACUGCAUGGCUUCUAUGGAGCUUUCAGGUUGUGCCGUUUCCAACAACAAAUGUGUCAUGUAGGAAUGGGUGCCACUGUCAGGAGGAAAUCCAACACGUGUUUUACCUUUUCAGGUGGAAUCUGAUGUUGUGCCUGUCUAGGUAGUCUGAAUUAUGAAGUGUUGUACUUGUCAAGGUGGUGUCUGAUGUAACAUCCGUUGUGUAGGUGGAGUGUCUCCCUGGGCACGCGUCGUGUGAUGGAGGCAGUGAGGGAUGGGCCUAAGAGCUCCCUGAGCUCUGGGAAAAUGGUGGCUCUGGCAGCGGGGCUGUCUGUAGGAGCGACGGUGGGAUACAUCGUCUACCGACAAAUCAGAAGCACCAGCUGUGAGUCUCCUGUGUCGUUGCUACUAGAUGACCCACUAUCCCUCCCUGUUACAGUGUGGAUUACGGAAGUGGUGUGUGUUUUCAUUUAUAGCGCCGAUGGCCAACACAGAACAGUCCAGGAUGUCAGUACCUCUGGAGGUGUACAGGAACAUUACCAAGUACCAGACCUCCUUCCUGGACCUGGUCAGUGUCCAACUACCCAGUCUGGCCCAUUGUCUUACUAUUUAAUGUUGUCAGGCUUUGCCUGAAACACUGUGUGGAGGAUUUUUUUUUUCUUCAGUUUCUCACCUGUCCCUCUUUCUCCCUUCAUCCAGGUGAUGCAAAAGUCCGGAGCCCACGUGAGGGUGCUCUCUGAGUCUUCGCAGGCAGGGGAGGGGGAGCAGAGUUCCCAGACGACGGUGUGUUUCCUGCUGCAGGGCUCACCUCAGCAGGUGCUGCUGGCCAAGUGUGCUCUGGAGAACCUGGCCACAGACUGUGAGACCACCACUGACGUCAUGGAGGUGCCCCAGACUGCCUUCGGACGCAUCAUAGGUAAAGGGAGAGGAUUUUCUUCUUGUCAGUUCAAAAAAAGUGACUGUAGUUUCAAAAGACUUAUGUUCCAUUUCUCACCUUUUGAUAGAUAUAAAUUGUAUGAAUGAUUGAUUUAAUUAUAUUGCUGUGUGCUUCAGGACGUGGAGGGGAGUCUCUGAAGCUCAUCACCAGGACAACAGGCGCCAGAGUCGUGUGUCCCAGGGAGAGGGGGCGGGGCCUAGAGGAGAAGGGCAAGGUGUCAGUCACGGGGACAAGACUGGAGGUCAGACAGGCCAAGGUGAGGACAAGAAUACUUAUCUGCUGCAGUGUUAUAACCAGCUAUGGGCUGCCUUACUGGUGUACCUUUACUCAUGUACUUAACACUUAAACAAUGUCAUGUUUAUUCUUCCUACAGGAGUUGAUCCUGGAAAAGGUAUUUGAGGACGAGGCGGUGAGGAGGAGGAUUACCCAGUCCUCCGCCCUGCGCCAGAAACGAAGAACCUUCGAGCCCCAGGGUCAAAGGUCAGAGGUAAACAAAGGUCAAACAUCACUUUUCUGGACUGCAGAAGUCCUUCUAUAGUAGUCAUGUAGUGGCCCAUAAACACUGAUGCUCCAACACAUGCCUUUUAAUGGUUAACCUAUAUAGGGAUCUAUUAGAGCAGGGUUCUUCAAUUCCGGUCCUGGAGGGCCGAAACACUUCUGUUUUUUAUUUCUACCUGGUAGUUAAUUGCACUCACCUGGUGUCCCAGGUCUGAAUUGGCCCCUGAUUAGAAGGAGAGGAUGAAAAACAGAGGUGUUUCGGCCCUCCAGGACCGGAAUUGAAGAACCCUGUAUUAGAGCAUCUGGCUGUAUGGACUCUACUGUCACUACAAAGUUCAGAGGUCACUGAGAUCAAACUCACACAGGAGCUGAAGCCAGAGGAGGCUCCACUGUCUCUCCGGGUGGAGGAAGGGCGGCUAGUCCAUGCUAACGGUGUCCAGACUGCCGUGGGAGACCCUGGCCACGCUACAGGAGAGGAGGUACAGCUGGCUAGAGAGGCACGAGAGGAGGAGGAGGAGGAGGAGGAGGAUAUUGUGUCGCCUGACUCCCUAUCAGAGGUUUCCAAAUUUGAAAGUAAGUUUUGAUGUUCUGACUGACUUUUUGGAUAGUUGUACCCAUUUGAAAUUGGCUGUACAAUACUGAGAUGAAUACAGGUGCUCUCCCGUUGACACUGCUAAUUUCCUAAAUCAUUGAUUACGGAAUGACUUUUCCUAUUCUCUGCAACACAUGGAGACACUGCAAUGGUGUGCAUGUUCAUAUUUUCUCUCAAAUAUAUCUCCCGUUCUCUUGUCCAGUCCCCAGUCCAGACCUGAGCUUCCAGCCAGAUGAGCACCUGGAGGUGUAUGUGUCAGCAUCAGAGAACCCCCACCACUUCUGGAUCCAGAUCCUGGGGGUCCGCUCCCUCCAGCUGGACAAACUUACUGCAGAGAUGAGCCGCUUCUAUAGCAACGGAACCCUGCAGGUCAGUCAUACAUUGCUUGUGUUCUUUACACCAAACAGGUGAAAUCUGACUGAAACUGGAAGGGACUCUUUUGUCUUGCCCAAUAAGACACGCACAUUUUUGAUUUCCGUUGCGUGCCCUAAUGAACACAACUGUCUAGAUUCCACCUACGAUAAACCAUUGAAAUAGUCAGCUCGAGACACCAUUCUAUCAUUUUAUUCUACAUUGCAGAGAAAAGUGUCUUUUUUACACUGUUUCUAUAGGAUUGUCUGUAGUGUUGAGCCCCUUGUUGUGACUCUGCCAGGAGCAGCGAGUGGAGACCAUCGUGGUGGGGGACAUCGUGGCUGCUCCGUACCGGGACUAUGGCACCUGGAACAGGGCGAGGGUCCUGGGGGUGAUGGGCUCUGGCUUGGUGGACCUCUAUUAUGUUGACUUUGGAGACAAUGGAGAACUACCCAGGGACAGUCUACGGAGUAUGAGGUGAGAGGUCGGGGUCAGAAAGAGCAGGACAAUACAGUCCAGCACUCCUCGUUGUAUUUAGAACGUAAUAAUAGUAGAUGAAGUGUUCUCUAAUGGUUCUUAGCUAUUUGGCUAAUGUUAGGUCUUGUCUUUUCUCAUGCCCCUUUUUUUUUAGGAGUGACUUCCUCAGCCUACCAUUCCAAGCCAUCGAGUGCAGCUUAGCUGGAGUCAACCCGGCAGGCGAGGUGUGGAGCGAUGAAGCCCUGGACGACUUUGACCGCCUGACGUAUGUUGCCGAGUGGAGACCCCUGCUGGCCAAACUGUGCAGCUACACCCACUCUGAGGUCUCCUCCUGGCCUAGUGUACAGCUUUACGACAACACAGAGGGCAAGGUCCGUACUGGGAUGGGGAAAAGGCUCUCGCCUAUCUCUUACGCAUUCACUCACACGCUCUCUCUCUCUUGCAGGGUCUUACAGGCCCAGUCUCUCUCUCUGUGUGUGAUCAUUUUUCUCCUCCUAUGUGUGAUAAUUUUCUCCUCCUAUGUGUGUCUGACUGAUCUCUCUCUGUCAGGCUGUGGAUAUAGGUGAUGUGUUGGUGAGUCUGGGCCAUGCUGUGCUUAGCCAGGAUAAUGGGAACGGGAGUGGCGACAGGGACGACCCUGGAACGCUACAGAGGAUGCUGGUAAAUACCCCCAGGAAGAGGAGAGGGACCAUCAAUUACAGAUGACGAUUUCAAGUAUAUAACUAUAUAUGACUUGUAACUGUCUGUGUUCCUUUAGGAUGAUGUGACGGGAGCCACCUCGGAGCUAAGCAUGUCCUGCAUCAGCUUAUCAGGUGAGUUUACACUGAGGGUUCCCUUCAUUAGGGAAAUCGACAAUAUUUUUUGAAAUGGAAGAAUGGAUUAUGUUCUACCUAAAUGAGUGAAAAACAGAAAGGAAAACGCUGCUCAUGCUCCCAGGUGAUCUUUAUUUAUAACAAUGUUUCCACCCUUAGGUCUUCAUCAGGCAUACCUGAAUGAAUGAAAUAACUUACUUUCAUUUUUCCUUUUCAAUGCAUUUUCUCACUUUUAUGCUCUAUUGAACAUGACCCUAGAAAAUCAAACAGUUGUGUCCAGGUGUUUUCUCUAGCUGCUGUAUGACUAACUCCUUUUGGCGGCACAUCUUAAGGUACAGACCAUCAGAAUGAAGAGUGGGUAUUAGGCCUGGUCACACCAUCAUCCUCAGGCUCUCUGAGUUCUCUGGAGCUGCAGCGGGCUGACGUUGACGACAGCCCCUCCUCUGGGUUUGGCUUUGGGCUGACCCACUCCACCCCAGCCCAGCGAGCCCUGGUGGACCUGGUCUCCCACAUCCUGGAGUCCCCCAGCCCCUCUGAACACCCCCUCUCCCCAGACCACCAGGUCCCGGGCCAGCGCUAUCACACGCUCAACCGAACCACCAACCUCUACAGCUUCUCGGUUCCCCAGCUGCAGCUCACACACACACUUCCUGUGUCCUCCUGUACCACCUCAUCGUCUACUUCCUCGUCGCCUCUGGAGGUCGUGACCUCUGCGCUGGGUUCGGUUACGCUGAGUGACAAUGUCUUCCUGGAGGGGUCCAGUUAUGAUGGGGAUGAGGAAUGUGACGUAACCUCGUCUUCUGGAGAAGUGGAGACAACUGGGGGAAACUCAACUUGGUCGUCGAAUAGAGGUGACAGUCUGGAGGAGGAAGCGGACGAGGAGCGUAGCGGUAAGGGAGCCAUCAGCAUCAGUUUGACUCCUACCUCCCCCACACAGAAGCAGGCGUGUCUGGGAGAGGUCAGGCGUGGUGGUGGUGGCACUGAAAUGCCUAGUGUGGUUGUGGUUGGCAGUAGUAGUUUCAGUGGGUGUAGCAGCAGUGGGAGUGAUAUUAUCUAUAUGGGGUCAGUGGAGCCUGCUUGGGAGAAGGGUCAGGCUGUAUCCUGCCCGAAGGAUGAUGGUGGCAACAGACAAGACUCCCAGAGAAAGAGACAAGCAAGAAGCCAGCCACUCCACUUCUCUGAUGAGGCAAUGGACCUGGUGAAUACCCUGGAAAGCCAAGCUGGAAUGGAUGAGGAGACUGAGGAACAGAGAAACAGACUGGACGAACACAAGAUGAAGGAAGUGAAGAGUCCGUUUGGGAAGGAGGCAGGGUCUGAACAGAGGACAGAACCUUCAGUGGGAUUCCAUUCACCAGAGGAGGUUGGGACAGAGCGUGAAAGAUUGGGUAUUGCAGAGCUGCCACCGCAUCAGAGGAGUGGUCUGCAAACCACAGAGAAAUUCAAUGAAGAGCCCAACUGCACUGAAGCAGAUGACUGGAGAGCAAGCCCUCGGGAAUUAUGACCUAUGAAGAAGUCUAUCCCAAACAGAGGUAAAGCUGAAUUUCAGAGGGACUCCACUGUUCACAACGAGGAUUGGUUUGUCACAUGGCUAUUGUGUGUCUUUGGGCCUUCGUCACUCCUCUGAAUCACCAAUGCGCUUCCUGUCAUUUGUCAGGGGUGGCACUGAACACUGUCUGGACAAUUCACUGAGAUGUGGUGUUGAAUAAAAUUAAGUGGAUGGUUCACACACAUUCGAAUGCUGUUUUCAGUGAUAGUUUCUAACUUGAGGCUUGAAUUUGAAACCAGAAUGACUGCUUAAUAGUUAACCUAAUGUGUGUUUUUAUAUUUUUGUGUUUCAGAAGUGGCCUCAAUCUCAGGAAGCGUUGAUGAUGUUCUAGAGGACGAGUUCGUCUGAGACCGAAGAGACAGACAUGUCAAGUUCCGUAUAUACCCUUCCCUGGUUUUUGUAGUGUGGAAUGUUUAUUUUAUUUAUUUUUAUUUCUUGUUACAUAUGCACUGAAGUAAUUUAUCAAUGUAUUUUAUUUUUUAUUUAUGAUGAAUGGAUACAAAUUCAAAACAAUUUACUAUGUUAACAGAUCUUUAUUGAUAUUGGAGGUGUGUAGUGGGAUUUGUCUUGCACUAACAUUGGAUUUUCUCUUUUCCUCUCACCUUAGAUUUAUUUCAGCACUGACCAUCCACUCUCUGCAUCAACUCCAUGUUAUGAAGUGGACACCUCCCCACCGCCCUCUUCAAGAAGCCUUACUUGACUAAUGCUGAAUCCCAAAUCGACCAUUAGCCCCAUCCUCGUGGCGUUUUCUGUGUAUCUGAAACAAUUUGAAGAAACCUCAGUGGGCAAGGUGAACCACUUACCAUAUGGCCUGAACCUAUCCGAUCAUUACAGAUCUGCAGGAAGGGUUAGAGGUCGAUUUGGAAUGCAGACUGUGCAGCAGUUUUCCCAGCCAAUUUCGUUGUACUGUUGUCUCUCCCCAAAUGGGUUGAUUUAGAUUAUUCCCUUACGCCUUUCAUGCAGUUAUGUUAUGCCUUGUGCUGCUAUGUGUUUAUUUUAAAGUUUCUGAGGAGAAGAGAAAGACGCCGAAUGCCAGUAUUGUUUAAAUGAAUAAAGCACUGUGAUAUGAGCCAUUGGAGCCGUAUAUUAGAAGGUGAUUGUGGCUGAUGUUUGGUUAUGUUCUAUCUGUAAAUUAAAAUCUAAGCCUCUGUAAUGUUGUGCUUCAGAUGUUUAUGUUGUAAGAAUAAAG